GGAGGGAAAUAAUGCCAAAUCGUGUGUCUGCUACGAGAAAAUAGGAGCGAAGAACAACGAUGGAAACUGAGAAUUUAUCGGCUCUGAGAAUUCGCGUCGUGAAAUUCCUAAUUCAAUCUGCUCAUGAUCUCGAAUUGGCUCCAAUUGUCAAAUAUGCGGCGUUGUCACUUUUCGCUGAUAGAUUCUACCAGUCGAUUUCUGGGUUCACCAGCAGCAAUAACUCAGGAAAUUGGCUUCUGCAACCAAUCACAGAAAGCAAUUUGCAGUUAUUUGCACUUGUUUCCCUAUGGAUUUCUAGCAAAUCCCACUCUUCUCAUCCCCUUUCAAUAAAACUUCUCAAGUCUUUUGGGGAUAAGAUGAUUAAGGAACAACAUUUCAUGACCCGAGAUUUCUUGGAUGCAGAGGUCAUAUUCAUGCAGGUAUUGAAUUUCGAGAUCGGUACUGCACAUAUCACUUUUAUAUAUCUCGAAGAACUUCUUAUUCAGUUCAAGAAAGUAGCGAAAGUUGGGGAGCUUGUAAACUGGGAAGCAUGCAUGGAUGUAAUGGAUCUUCUUUAUGAAAAAGAGGAGACAUCUGUAUUUUAUAGUUCUCCUUGUUCUCUAGCUGCUUCCAUCUUGGUUGCUUCAUAUCUCAUCACUGUUCCAGUUCAAGAGUGGGAAUUUCCAAUCCUUCCCUGGGUCAAGUUUGUAAUGCCAUUCAAAGAAGAAGAUAUUAUACAGGAAGUCAAAGAUAUUCUAGUUCACGUUUUAGAGACUUGAUGCUAGAGAGAAGUACAAGAGGAGAGGCUUGAAAACAGAGCAGUUCCUUCAAGUCAUGAAGUGUAAGUUCUGUUGAUAUUGUGUGCUGUCUUUUUGGCUUAUUUGUUGAAGUUUUUAGGUUAUAGAGAAAUAGAAUCGGAGCAGGUUUGAAAAAGGAUCUUAGAGUGUCUAGGAUUGAAGAGCGAGAAAAAGACUUCACAGAUCGUCGAAGGUUAGCAUACUGUUUUUAAUGAUGAAUACCCUGUCUUUGUGAGAAAUACCAUUCGUUUUGAGUCUUGAAGUAGGCUGAUAAGAAAACAAUAACCAA
Messenger RNA from Momordica charantia (bitter melon), 1065 nucleotides. It is a transcript of the gene CYCJ18, whose product is annotated as cyclin J18. The record is from RefSeq and is a predicted model, not a curated record. NCBI's taxonomy places the organism in Eukaryota, Viridiplantae, Streptophyta, Magnoliopsida, Cucurbitales, Cucurbitaceae.